AUGGCGUCAGUGGUCCAUAGCGACCGCCACUCGCCCCCGGUAGGCGCCGUUGUCGCCUACGAACGGCUCGAGCACGACAACGGCGCGACGUGGGGGUGGGCGCUUGGCACGAUUCAGGAACGUGUCGACGAGCACCGCUGCGUCAUUCGCCGCUGGGACCGUGAGGCAUGGAGCGAUGGCUCCAUAGACGGUAGUCAGCACACCAUUACUGCUGUCAUGCACGAGCUGCAGCGAGUAAACAACCGGAUGCGGGCCUCGCAGCACCGCCUCUUUGAUGCCGAGAGGAGCAUUAUUCGGCGGAGCUCCGAUUUCAACAACGGCAGUAGCACCAGCUCUAAUAAUAGCAGCAGCAACGACUGCAACAUGAACGGAACCGAUGCCUGGGUGCAAGGCUGCGCCAGUCUCCCAGAAGAAGUGGUGAUCUGCAUCCACGAGAUGAAGCACUGCCGUGACAAGUCAAAAAGUCUCAGUGAUGAGCUUAACCGUCUAAGGAAUUCUCCCUCUGUGGUCCCAAGCGUGAUGUGUUUCACACGACGCUGCGGUGAGGAGGAGACCAUCCUUAGCUCCUCCAUCAUCAAGGCUCUGGCCGUGGACGUGGUCGCCCCUACCUGCGUCAUCACGGAGGAGGAGGCAGCGUCCAUUAAAGCAGGGGCGGAUACUUCCCGCCUGGAGCUGCAGCAGCAUCUUGGGCUGUUCAGUGAACGCCUCUGCGGCGUGACAGCGGAACUGCACUGCCUCCAGACGUACAACGAGGAACUUGAGGCGCGGAUGACGUUUUAUCAAGAUGCCUUGCUUGAGGCAGCUAAGGAGCGUACUCCAAGAGAGACGCCACACAUGCCCGCCGAGAGCAGCCUGGCCGCGGUCAAGCAGCUGCGGGAAAUGGCAGGCUGGGAUUGGGAGCAGCAGCACGGCUGUAGAUGGGUUACGACACGGCACACUAUUAAUUUCACCUGGGGCGGUUCCCACCUCCUGGUUGCGGAUAAGCCGGAAGAACUCCAGGCGACCCUCAAGAUGGAGGUGGCCAAUGGCCUCCGCGCCCCACCAAACUGUGUGGGCAAUGCGACGUUCCAAGUCUCUUCAGAAGGUCUGGCAGCCACAUUUGACGUGUUUCACCCCUCCAGUGUGCCCGGCAGUGUGGUUGAUGCGCAGCUUCGCGCCCACAGCUUUCCGUACCUCGAGCAUCUUCACCACAGCGCGGAGGGACCAAAGCAAGGACUUGAUCGUGCGAUUGAGGACGUGUGCCGCGUGCUGCGGAUCAGCGAGGGAAAGUACAAUGGUCUCCGCUUUAGUGAAUUCAUUGAGGAGCUGACGGACCUCAACAUGUUCGCCGACAAGGAUGCGUACGAGAGCGAGGUCGGCGAGUUGCUUAUGAUGCUGGACAAGCUCUACAGCGAAAACCGCACCCUGCAGCAUUCCCUUGUCAACUCCAAUGCCGAGGUUAGGAAGCUGACGGCCGAGGCGCAGCGCGAGCGCAAUUACCUGCAGGUGCGGACCUCCCACCUCCGUGAGGAGAUUGCCCGCCUCAACGACGUGAUAGCGAGGCUGCGGGAACUGGCAGACCGCCUGGAGAGUGAACUCCAACAGUAUAAGAUGCAGCACGCCCGCGCGCAACCCACACGCACUACCCGGCGCCUCCCCGAUAGGGAGCCCCACGACAACGAGUUGUACUGUAUCACACUUCAGGUGUACGAUGAAGAAAAAGAGCGUGCCACCAGACUGCAACACACGCUAGAGGAAGAAAAACAAAAAAACCAUGCAACGCUUCUUGAACUGCAGUCACAAAACCAGCAACUUGAAGCAAUGUCAGAGGCACAAGAAGGCAAGAUAAACAAAUUAGAGCUAGAACUUCGUGCAUUCAGGCAAAAACGUCAUGAUUCAAUCACAGCCAGAAGCAAGGAUGGAAUUCUUAGCCUUCACUCCUCGCAAGAAAUCACCACCGACCCUUCUUCAAACUCCGUACAUCCAGACGAUAUAGACCAGGAGCCACUCUUCAGCGUCACUUUAGACGAACUCAACGCAGUACGCAACACCAACGAGAAGCUAGCUGAGGAAGUUCUCGAGAAAGCAACACUACUUGACAAGUUGGCUGAAGAAAUGCUAGAAAAAGAGGCCGAAAAUCGAAAGCUGGCUGAGGACCUAGCAGAGAGGGAGGCUGAAAAUGAGAAGCUAGCCAAGGAACUCUUAGAGAGGGAUGUUUAUCUGGAGGGGUUGCAGACUGAUACCAGCAGGUCGUUGGGGGGUGUGGAGAGUCGCUGUCGUGCGCUGGAAGAGCUUGUGGCAGCAAGAGAUGCGGCUGCUGCGUUGGAGGUGGAUGUGCUGGAGGGCGAGCUGGCGGAAGCGCUUGUUCAGUUGAAGGUGGUAGAGAGUGAGAAUGCCGCCCUGCACGUAUUGCUUGGGGUCAAAAAUGCCGAGAUGGCGGAAGUAAACGAGGCAGCAUUGGGGAACGUGAGGGAGCUGGAGUCCCGUUUAGCCGCGGCAGAAGCUGAAGUGCGGGAGGAGCGCGGCAAGCAGGAGAAGCUGAUGAGCACGACGCAAGGAGCAUUACGUGCCAUGGGGGAG
Molecule: messenger RNA, 2559 nt
Organism: Trypanosoma rangeli
Lineage: Eukaryota; Euglenozoa; Kinetoplastea; Trypanosomatida; Trypanosomatidae
Product: flagellar attachment zone protein
Exons: 1
Source: RefSeq, a predicted model, not a curated record